This is a messenger RNA of Physella acuta, 636 nucleotides long. RefSeq lists its product as uncharacterized. NCBI's taxonomy places the organism in Eukaryota, Metazoa, Mollusca, Gastropoda, Physidae. The record is from RefSeq and is a predicted model, not a curated record.
ACAUGAGUUUGUUUUAAGUUGUUAGAAAAGUGGUCGGACAGAUAUAGUUGGACGAGCCUAGCUUAAAACAUUGUUGAUCUUUGAGAGAAUUCUGUGAGCAGUUUUCAUCGGGUCUGCGUCACAAUGGCAUCAGUCUGGGUACUCGUCCUUCUGCCGGCCUUGACCCUGGGCUAUACCCUCAACGAAGCAAUCAACGACGCCUCAUCUCUCUAUACCAAGCUUGACAGCAACAAUGACGGCUUUUUGUCCAAAACUGACAUCUGGGACGCUUUUCUGGUUUACGACUGUAACCAUGACAACAAGAUAGCGAUGGACGAGCUGAAAGACUUUACACUUGCCAACGUGCCGAGUCUGGUCGAUCUGGCCUUGAUUUGGGGGAGCCUCAUCGACACCAACCACGACAGUAGAAUCAGCCCGGCCGAGUAUGACGUAUAUUUCGCGACCGUUGACCAGAAUGGUGACGGGAAAAAUGGCGUCCUCGAGUUUGGCGCAUACGUUGCCAGUUUGGCGACCAACAGCGCUUUUCUUGCCUUUUUUGGCUAGCCAGUGACUAGUCCAUGUCGUUGUUAGAAUUGUGACUAUGGUAACACAUGCGGUCAUGUGACACUUUUGUUGAAAUUAAAGACAUCUGCAAAA